Entrophospora sp. SA101 is the source of this 555-nucleotide messenger RNA. The record is from the annotation of a GenBank genome assembly. Lineage: Eukaryota; Fungi; Glomeromycota; Glomeromycetes; Entrophosporales; Entrophosporaceae.
AUGAGAGAAAACCCCGCAAAUAUUGCAAGAAGCGGGAUAUUAUUAGAAGUCAAAGGCGAAACUGAACUCCAAUACAAAGGAAAGAAAAUUGACUAUUUAUUUUUAGACAGACAAUUAGCAGCCAAAUUAGGAGGGGCAACAGAACUUUUACACCAAGUAACUUAUGAUAGCAUUAGAGGAGGAGCAAAGUGUGACAUUCCCUCUGCCACCAUUUUAGAACUUGGCAAUAAUGCUUUUUUGACUGACGAAAACACAAUAGAGACUGAUGCCAUAAAUGCCAUAAGUAGUAGUGAAGAGAAUAAAACCCAAACGGCUGAACUUGUUGAACUUUUAGAAGAAUGCCAAGCAGCCGCUACAAACGGCGACGAAAUUGCCAACGAAAUGGGUAAACUUUUGCAAGAUUUGAAAGCAAGGUUAAGAGGGUUAUCAACCAACGAAGAAAACAACGAAGAAAACAACGAAGAAAACAACGAAGAAAACAACGAAGAAAACAACGAAGAAAACAACGAAGAAAACAAACUAACCUUAGAAGAAAUACAUGAAAAAAUUAAAUGA